This is a messenger RNA of Malassezia restricta, 5460 nucleotides long. Its product is annotated as cytoskeleton-associated protein 5. Gene Ontology annotation, cellular component: spindle pole; spindle pole body; kinetochore. Gene Ontology annotation, molecular function: microtubule plus-end binding; microtubule plus end polymerase activity. The coding region runs from base 1 to 5460 and encodes 1819 amino acids. The transcript has a single exon. Lineage: Eukaryota; Fungi; Basidiomycota; Malasseziomycetes; Malasseziales; Malasseziaceae. The record is from RefSeq and is a predicted model, not a curated record. Gene Ontology annotation, biological process: establishment or maintenance of microtubule cytoskeleton polarity; mitotic spindle organization; microtubule polymerization.
AUGGCCGACACGGACGAUGUGUCCCGCAUGCCGCUCGAGGAGCGGCUCGCAUCCAAGUUGUGGAAGGCGCGUCUGUCCGCGUACGAAGAGCUAGCGGCGUCGUUUGCGCGCACGCCGUCUUCAGACGAUGCUCUGAUACUUGCGUAUGCGAGGCAGCCCGACACGCUGCGUGGCAUGGCCCUGGACGCGAAUGCCGCCGCGCAGGAGAAGGGCGUCGAGUGUUUGUGUGCGUUUGUGCGCUAUGGCGCGCACCAUGCGGGCCGCACGCGCGAUGUCGUGAUGCCGAGCGUGGCUGAAAAGUGUUUGGGUUCGAUGCGUACAGGCACACGCAAAGCGGCGCUGGAGCUUGUCCUGCUCUAUGCCGAGCACGAGGAUACCAUGGGAUGUGAUGGACUGGUAUCAGACAUCUCAGACAAGCUCGCAGCCAAGCAGCCCAAGGUCGUGGCGGCGAAUGUCGCUGCCCUCACAGCGCUCGUGCGUGCCUUUGGUGGCGAGCAGGUCAACGUGCGCCUCGUGGCCCAGUGCGUGCCCAAGGUAUUUGCGCAUGCCGACAAACAGGUGCGGGCGGAGGGCGCCGACCUGGCCGUCGAACUGCACCGCUGGAUAGGCGCGGGCCUCGCCCCUGUCCUGGCGCAGCUCAAGGACAUCCAGGCCAAGGAGCUCGAGCAGCGCUUUGCCGAGGCGCCCGCAGCCACUGCGCCGACGCGCUACCUGGCCUCACGGCAGCCCACAGAGGCCCCUGCGCGCGAACCUACGCCGCCACCCGCGGCCGUGGACGAGCCACCGCCGCCUGCGCCGUCCGUCGACCCAUACGACAUGGCCGAGCCAGUCAAUCCCCUGCAGAGCCGCCGACUUUCGCCCACAUUUUUCGAUAUGGUCACAUCCACGAAAUGGCAAGAGCGCAUCGAGGCGCUAGAGUCGCUGCACGCGGCGCUGACCGAGUCGCCGCGCCUCGUCCGCGACCCGGGCCUGGACGAGUAUGUUCAGGCACUGCAUGUGCGCAUCCAAAAAGAUGCGAAUAUCAAUGUCGUGCUGCACGCGAGUCGGUGCCUCGAGGCGCUCGCGCGGGGUCUGCGCCAGGACGGUGCGCCGUAUACGUACGUGCUCCCGACAUUGCUGGACAAGCUCAAGGAGCGCAAGCCCGCGACGCUGGAAGUCCUACAUGCGACGCUCGAUGCUGUCUACCUCUGCAGCGCACUCCCAGAGAUCCUGGAGCCCGUGUCCAAGGCAGCCGUGCACAAGAAUCCUGCCGUCAAGGCGGGCACGAUCCGGUUCCUUGGCCGCUGCCUCGCUUCCGCACGGCCGUCGCCGCAGGACAUAGCUGUCGCGGCGCCUAUUCUCGUGCAUGCCAUGUCGGACGGCACGGGCGACGUUCGUGAUGCAGCCGCCAGCAGCAUGGGCGCGCUUCUCCAGGUCGUGGGUGAGCGGCCGCUCUUGCCGUACUUGGACAAGCUCGACGAUUUGAAGCGGGCCAAGGUGCGUGAGGAAGCCAACGUGCGCUCUUCGACCGCGCCAGCCCCGAAAGCGGCGCCCGUGCCGCAAGCCUCGCCUGCGCCGAAAGCGGUGCCUGCGCCCAAGCCCGCCGCAGUGCCCAGGGCCGCUCCUUUGGCCAAACCUGCCGCAGCGCACAAACCCAUGCCUGCAUCCAAAGCUGCGCCUUUGGCCAAGUCCGCCGCCAAGCCCACUCCGCCCACUGCGUCCCGCGGCGCGCCCGCGCCGAAAGCCGCGCCCCGAACGGCUCCCAAGGCAGCUGCACGCGAGGAAACUCGUCCUCGCUUCGCACCCGAAGAGGCAGACGCACUUGCGCGGGACCUGAUCCCGCCUCGCAUCCAGGAGCAGCUCGCGUCGUCCCAGUGGAAGGAGCGACUCGAGGGAGCCCAGGCUCUGACGGCAUGGCUCGAUGACGCGGAUGCCGACGUGCUGGCACACUUUCUGGCUCAGCGCCCUGGGUGGCGAGAGAGCAACUUCCAGGUCAUGGGCGAGGUGUUUCGGUGCAUGCAGCGCAUGACGCAGCUGCCUACGUUUGGGCGUGCGACGGUGGCACUCACCGUGCAGCCGAUGUGCGAGAAACUCGGCGACAUGAAACUCAAGGCGCUCGCGGGCGAGACGCUGCUGCAGUAUGCCGAGGUGACGUCCCUGAGCGCUGUGCUCACUCACGGCGUGCCGUGGAUCGGUGCUCUCAAGGCGCCCAAGGCGCAGGCGGACGCACUGGUUUGGAUGGAUCAGGCCAUCCUCGCCUUCGGCGCCGUCGGCCUAGAUGUGCCGGCGCUGGUCACGUUUCUGGGGACGUGCCUUGCGUCAGCGAAUCCUGCCAUACGGACGAGUGCGACGGCCGUCGUCGUGACGCUCGCGAGAUUCGCGGGCCCGUCUGUCGUGUCUCUCCUGCCAGACAUCACGCCACAGCUGCGCUCGACGAUCGAGACGCAGGUGCAGACAGCGCCGCCUCCGCCGCCUCCGACGAGAUCGGCGCGCGCAGCGGCACCCGUGCCCGAGGAUGAGCCAGCCGAGGCCGUCCCGGCAGCGCCUCUGGACGACGCGCUGCCCCGCGUGGAGAUCGACACACUCGUGUCGCCCGCGACGCUCGCGUCGUCGUCGGACAGUGCGUGGAAAGUGCGCAAGGAGGCGCUGGAGCGCAUCCGCGAUGCCCUGCGGCCCCAUGCACGCCUCCGUGGUGGCAUGGAGCUGGCGCAGACACUCCGUCCCCGCUUCCUCGAUACGAAUUUGAUGGUACGUACGCUGGCCCUCGACAUGGUGAUCAUGCUGGCACAAGGCACGCAGCCAUUUGAGCCCCUCGCACGUGUGCUCGGCGCGCCCGUGACGCAGGUGCUGGCCGACAGCAAGGCGCCUCUGCGGGCGUCGGCGAAGGCCGCGCUCUCGGCCAUGGCGCACGGCCGCGCCUUGGGCCCGUUGCUCGCGCCGAUGGGUCACGUCCUGGACGGCAAGCAUGCGAAUCCCACGCUCCGGCAGGAACUAUUUGCCUGGCUGCACACGUACAUGACAGAGACGCCCGGCAGCCCUGGCGACGUGCAUCCUCUGAUCCCGUCGGUCGUCGCUUCGCUGGACGACCGCGCGGCGCCUGUCCGCCAAGCCGCGCAGUCGCUCCUGCCCUUCCUGGUACAGUAUGCCGGGCCGAAGGCGCUGUAUGAGGCCGCCGCGCAACUCAAAGGUGCCUCGCGCGCCACGGCCACACCACUCAUUGACGCGGCGCGCGGCUCGGCGCCCAGCACGGGCCGUGCGGUCAGCACGGCGAGCACAGCCAGCUCGGCCAGCUCGGCCAAGGAGCCUUCGCGAGGCGCAGCUCGGCGCCCGCUCCCGCCGCGUGCGCCGGAAACGCCGCGUCUCAGUGCCGUGAACCGCUCGUUGGCGCCGCGUGCGCCGCGGCCCCACACCGAGACGGCCCUGCUCCUGUCCGCGGACGCCAAGGGCAAAGCAGCCCGCGAGCGAGCGAGUCGGACGCCGCUGGUCGUCGAUGGCACCGUCCGACCCGCGGAGAUCGAGGCGCUUCGGCACCAGAUGGACCUGUGCUGUGCGCCCACGCUCGUCGCGGCCCUGUUCAGCCAGGACCACCAUGCGGAGCGCGACUAUCUGCAGGGCACGAGCGACUUGCUCGCCUACCUCGCCAAGGCGCCGAGUGCGCCUGUCCUAGCGCAGUCCGAUGUGCUCAUCAAGUAUGCGUGCGUGCGCGUGCUCGACAGGCACACGAGUGUGGCGCUGCGGUGCAUGGAGCUGCUCAGCACGCUCAUGGACGUGCUGAGCGCCCACGGCACGCAUCUCACCGAGAGCGAGGCCCAGGCGCUCCUCGCGACGCUCCUAGUGCGUCUAGGCGACGCCAAGCCCAUGUUCCGCGAGCAGGCGCGCGACUUGCUCCGCCGCUCCACGGUCCUGUUCCCGCCCUCGCGCGUGUUCUCCGUGCUGCUCGAGCACGGCGUGACGGCUAAGCAUGUACGCACGCGCGCCGAGUCGCUGCAGGAGCUGGCGUUCCUGCUUGGGCGCCAAGGCCUAGGCGUGUGCACGCCGUCGAAGGCCUUCCCCGUGAUGGCCUCGUGCAUCAGCGAUCGCGACGCCGCCGUCCGCGGCGCCGCGCUCUCGGCGCUCACCGAGGCCUACCAGCUGCAGGGCGACGCGCUCUGGCGCCUCCUCGGACCGUUAUCGGCACGUGACCAGGCGUUGCUGGAGGAGCGGUGUCAGCGGACCAUGACGCGCCCGGCGCGUCGCGCGGCGCCGGAGGAGGACGAUGUGCUCGCGCAGAUCUGCCGUGACGACAAAGAGGAGAGUAUUGCAGGGCUCAAAUCGCUGCAGGCACAGCUCGGCGAGCGGUCCCUGCCGGCGUCGGAUACCGUUCAUGCGCUCUUGCACGCAUGGGACGCCGUGGGCCGCGAGCCCGAGCUGGAUCACCGCUAUAUCAAGCAUAUUCUGCAAAGCAUCCUGGUCCUGCUGGACACGCACAUGCGCCUGGACGCUUCGCAGCUUGCGCCCUUGCUGGAGGGCCUGCUACGCCGCCUCAUGUACGUCUCGGCGCAAGACCAUGAGGCGUCCCAGACACUGUCCAAGCAGCUGAACGCCGUGGUCCUGCGGAUCCUGUCGAUGAGUCAUGGCGACGACGUAUACCAAGCCCUGUUCUCGCUUCUCGUCUCGACGACAGCCGACGUGGCCGCGGGGGAUCAGGCGCAACUGGCCGAGUUGGUGGUCAAGUGCCUGUGGAAAGUGGCGCGCAAACUGCCCGCCGCUCUCGAGGCGAAGCAGGUGCAUGCCGAGGCACUACUCCGCAGCGUCGAGGGCUUCUUCGAGGCUAUUCCACCGAGUGAGUGGGCUCAGCGGGCGCAGAAACAUGUCCCCCUGCGUGAUAUCCCCCUGAUCACCGCCACGAACGUGCUCAAGCAGCUCACAGACACGCUCGGCGAAGGUGCGUUGGCCGCCACGGACGCAUGGACAGAGCCGGAGAAGACGCACGUGUACCGCUACCUCUUGCGCCUCCUGCACGGCCCGAGUCCUCCGCCUGCGGCCGAUGCGCCCUCAUCGCCACCGCCGCGAGUGCCGUCACCAGCGCCCCCAGCCGCUUCCGACGACGCGCCAACGGAAGAGCUACGUGCGAUCUUCGACGCCAUCUCCCAAAAGGACAAGUCGCGCGCGGCGAUUCGCGACCUGUACGAGUUCCAAAAACGGCACCCCAGCAUGCACGCAAGUAUCGAGCGCUCCCUCCAAAACACAGGCCCCAUCUUCCAGCGCUACAUCAAGCGCGCCCUGGCGAAUCACGCCGCCGAAGACGAGGCACCCGCCCCACCCACGCCAUCCACCAGUGUGGACGCACGUCUCGCCGAGCUCAAAGCCAAGUUCCGCCGCGAACCGUCGCGCGACGCACCUGAGCGCAUGCAGAAACGCAUGUCCAUGUCCACCGAGGCAUUGCGCACCCGUCUCGCCACCAUGCGCACGGACGACGCCGCGCCAUCAUCGACCAUGUGA